UCAAGUCGUGAAUUGCACUGCUCGUACACGCACAAAAAUAGAAAUACUAUCACAUUAUGGGACAGUUCAUCGAGGUGAUCGGACAUUUGAUGUACCUUGUUUGAGCGGUUGUGACAGAAGAUGUCGUACAGAAGAUGGACUAGGAAAACAUUUGCAGUCUCACCACCCAACAUUCUUUGAACAAAAUAUUGAAUUAGUAGACCUAGCACCUGAUGAUUCAGAAGAAGAAGAUGUAAUGUUACGAGAGGAAAUACAGGGUCUUAAUUCAUCCCUUGCUGCAGCAUCUAUCUUUUCAACAGAAGAACAAGUGCUUCAGAAGGCACAUAACUAUGACCCUGCAUUAUUUCUACUUAGUCUGUCUGAUGAAAGAAAAUUUAAUCAAGUAGAUUUACAGACUGCUAUGGAAGCAACAACAGAUUUUGUGAACAAAGAAAUCAUUUCUGUUUUGUCAAGAACAAUCUCAUCACUGAGAGAUAGCCAUUGUACGCACAUCAAGAGUAUCCAACAAAUGGAACAACUAUAUAGAUCUACCUUUGCUCCUGAUCCAUUUAAAGGUCUACGCACCCAGUACAAGCAAAGACAAUUUUACUCAAAAUAUUUUGGAAUGGUAAAUCCAACCAAAAUACGACUGCCGGCCCUACCAAGCGAUUAUGGUAGGCAUCGAACAAGGCAGCCGCAAACAUUCAAGAAACAGGAAUACGUCGUGGUGUCCUUGAUUUCUCAACUUCACUCCCUGUUGCAGAAAUAUGAUGUCUACAAUCAAGUCUUCUCCGAUAAAAUUCCCCAACCUGGAUUCCUCUGUCGCUUUGAAGAUGGGACAUCAUUUUCAGAAAACCCCUUAUUCAUGCGGCACCCUCAUGCUCUUCAAAUCCAUCUCUACUUGGAUAAGUUGAACAAUAUGGCGUGA
Daphnia carinata is the source of this 907-nucleotide messenger RNA. RefSeq lists its product as uncharacterized. The transcript has 3 exons. Lineage: Eukaryota; Metazoa; Arthropoda; Branchiopoda; Diplostraca; Daphniidae. The coding region runs from base 236 to 907 and encodes 223 amino acids. The record is from RefSeq and is a predicted model, not a curated record.